AGGCCGGCCGCCCUCCGCGGCCGCCUCAGCCUCGCGCCGCCCUCCUCGCCGCUGCCGCCACCUUCCCCCUCCGCUCCCGUCCCUCUGCGAGAGCCUCCAGCGUUCUGCUGACUGACAACAUCCCCCGGCCGCUCCCCGGGGGUAGACUCCCUUCAGACAUCGUUCGGAGGCUCCGCGGAGAGGGAAACGGGGUCGGACUCUGCUCGAACUUAGUUCGCAGACGUGGCGGUCGUGUCCGAAAGCCCUGACCCCGCUCGCCAACUUGUCACGGAUACCUUAGCAUCAUGAGAGUCCGCCCCUGACCCCUUCUUAGACAUCUUAGCUGUCAAGGAGGAAAUAUUUUAUUAUUUAUUUUUAACGUGGACUUAAUGUGAUAAAAUUGGCGUCCCAGAUUUCAGGAAGGAACGUGGGUUGGCCUACUUGACCCGGGUCAAAGAACUGUUUGCAAUUGCCUGUCGGUAGAAGAAAAAUCAAAACUACCCGGUGUUCCAUCUCAUUUUAAGACUUUACACCUUGCAGGCCACAUGUCGGAUUUCAUUUUGGAAGACAUGGAUCUUGCUGCUAAUGAGAUCAGCAUCUAUGACAAACUUUCAGAGACUGUUGAUUUGGUGAGACAGACAGGCCAUCAGUGUGGAAUGUCCGAGAAGGCGAUUGAAAAGUUUAUCAGACAGCUACUCGAAAAGAAUGAACCUCAAAGGGGACCACCCCAGUACCCUCUCCUUAUAGCCAUGUAUAAGGUCCUCCUAACUCUGGGAUUAAUCUUGUUCACUGCCUACUUUGUAAUUCAGCCUUUUAGCUCAUUAGCACCCGAGCCAGUGCUUUCUGGAGCUCACACCUGGCGCUCACUCAUUCAUCACAUUCGGCUGGUGUCCUUGCCCAUUACCAAGAAGUACAUGCCAGAGAAUAAGGGCGUUCCUCUGCAAGGAAGAGAGGAAGACAAACCCUUCCCAGACUUUGACCCCUGGUCAUCAAAUAAUUGUGAACAGAACGAGUCAGAGCCCAUUCCUGCCAACUGCACUGUCUGCGCCCAGAUUCUACCCCUCAAGGUAACGCUCCCAGAAGACACUCCCAAGAACUUUGAGAGACUCCGUCCUCUGGUGAUCAAGACAGGACAGCCUCUGUUGUCUGCAGAGAUUCAGAGCUUCUCUUGUCAGUACCCUGAAGUCACAGAGGGCUUCACCGAGGGCGUUCUCACCAAGUGGUGGCGCUGCUUUCCUGAGAGGUGGUUCCCGUUUCCUUACCCAUGGAGAAGACCUCUAAACAGAUCACAGAUUUUACGGGAACUUUUCCCAGUUUUUACCCAACUUCCAUUUCCAAAAGAUGCCUCCUUAAACAAGUGCUUCCUGAUCCAACCGGAACCUGUGGUGGGUAGCAAGAUGCAUGAGGUGCAUGACCUGUUUACCAUUGGCAGCGGGGAAGCCAUGUUGCAGCUCAUCCCUCCCUUCCAGUGCCGAAGACACUGUCAGUCUGUGGCCAUGCCGAUAGAGUCUGGGGACAUUGGUGACCUCAGCCUUGUCCCUGUGGCCUGGAUGUGUUCAGCCCAUCACCUCCACAGCAACGUUCAAGUGUCAGUGUCUCCUUGCCCAGCCGAAGCCAGCUAAAACUGAUCUGAACUUCACACCAUCCUGCAUCCGCUUUCAGAGGACUGGGGUCCCAGUCUGCUACUAUGAUACCCGAGAUGGAAACCAAGGCAUCAUAACUGCCAGGUGAGCCACGUGACACAGCCCCUCAGAAAGAGUCUUCCUGGGGUAACCCGUACCUCACAGUGCUCAGCUCCUCAUGGGGCUUCGCUCUCGGUCUUUCUCACGGUUAACACUUUGUGCUGUGUGUGCCUGGUCUAUCUAUCCAGCCGUCCUGCUGUCGGGGAACCAGGGCAGAGCGACCGUUUGCAGCAUACACGGAGAAGCUUGUGCUAAGUGUUCAUUUACACGAAAUGAACAUCAUUGCUCAUUACCACCCUAAUGCUUACUCUUCACGAGUCACUGUCCUCCAGAGUCAACUCAUCUGCCUGCUCAGAAUUAAACAUUUGAACACCUCUGCCCCCAAUUAGCAUUUGGUUCAUGUUGAAGGGAAGUGAGGUAGCCUGUUCUCGGUGCUAAUCUUAGCCCUUGAGAGCAUUUGAGAGUGACUUGAGAGCCCUCCCUCCUUCCUCUCUCCUCCCUCCUGAGGUUCUCACCCGCACCACUCCCUCCCAAGGCCUCUAUGCUAACACUAGGACCUCAGGAGUGAGGAAGCAGUGAGCCAUCCCUUUGCCCUGCCCUUGGGCUUACUCUGCCUCCUGCACAAAUUGCCCAGGGAGAGCUCUCCUCAGUAAGUCUCGCCUUCCUCCAGCCUGCAUGGCAGAGCACAGCACUCCUGGUGCAUACCCAGUGCCCAUAGCUCAUCCCUGCUGCUCUGAACACCGCACACACACACACACACCCCUUCACCACGUCCACAGUGAACCUGGGAGCCUCCCGAGGCUCACUCCCCUCUCAUCCUCUGCUCUCCUCAGGUCCACGCGCUCAGGCAUCCAGUCCCACUGCUAUGCUGUGUGAUGCUGGUUCCUCACCACAGUGUGACUGCGUUCUUCCCACCACCCCACCUCUCACUCCAGCAAGCUGCUGCAACUGUCUCCAGAGCAUACGUGCCAUGGCCUCCCUGUUUGCUGGGACUCCAUAGCCUCCCCGCCAGCCUCCGUCUUCCUCCUCUUCCUCUUCCUUCCCAUCCUGAUGCUGUGCCCACCUCUGCUGGACCAUUGUGGUUCUGACACAUCCAGGCUGAGGUUUUGGUUUUUAUAAACUUCUCUAUUUAGAGCAGUUUUUAGUUUCACAGCAAGAUCAACACACACGCACGCGCACGCACACGCGCACACACACACACACACAAGCACACACAGCCUUCUCAAGUCCCACCACCCUGCACCAGACAAGAACGGACGGCCCUUACAGCUAUGAGCCCAUGCUGACCUGUUGUUCCCAUCUGUAAGCUAUAGCCUGCCCCAGGUUCACUCUCGCCAUGCCUCACUGUGUGGGUGGGAACAAGUAUAGAUCAUUCGCACUGUUAUAGUACUGAGUAUGGUAGGUAGGUUGGGUUUUUUUUUUUAUCGACGGUGGUUUUGUUGUUGAGAAAGGGUCUUUCUACAUAGCCCUGGCUUUUCUCUUCACUAUGUAGACCAGCUGGCCUCUAAAUCACUGAGAUUGCCUGCCUCUGCUGGGACUAAAGGCGCGUCACUAAACGUGUCACCACACCUGGCCCAGACAGUAUAAGUAGACUUAUUGGUUAGAUCUAUUGGUCAGAAACAUUUCCACCACUAUCCUCAUAGGCUAUACUUUCCCAGAGCGCUAUGUGAUGAGGUCAUCAUACAGUACAUAGGCUUCAGACCGGCUUCUUCGUGGUAGACACGGAAAUGAUCCUUCUGCACCUCAGUUUGGCAGAACUGAGCACAGCACAGCACCCUAUUGCCUGUACUUCCCAGGGCUUCUCCGUUCGUCAACCGGCAGCCAUUCUUGAUCACGUCUAGGCUUGUACAGAGGUGAAGCUGCUAGAAUGCUCUACGACAUGCUGGCUCCAUACAGACACAUUUUCAGUCCACUUGGGCAUACAACUGCUGGAUCUACAGUACGAGUAGCUAAUUUUUUUUUAAAGAUUUAUUUAUUUUAUUUAUAUGAAUACACUGUAGCUGCUUCAGACACACCAGAAGAGGGCACCAUUACAGAUGGUUGUGAGCCACCAUGUGGUUGCUGGGAAUUGAACUCAGGACCUCUGGAAGAACACUCAGUGCCCUUAACCUCUGAGCCAUCUCUCCAGCCCGAGUAGUUAAUUUUUAUGAAGCCAUCAGAUCUUCUUACCAAGUGGGUGUAACAACCUUGCGUUCCCAUCAGCAAUGGGAUGUGGGGUUUUUUUGUUUGUUUUUUAAUUCUUUGACAAUCUCCUGCAUGUAUGUCCUGCAUUUUGGUUACUUUCACCCAUUACUCCCUCUAUCCCUCCCUGGCGCCGCCCUCCCCAUUUCACGUACAUUGCUGCCGGUUUACUUUGGCUUGGCUGCUUAAGGUUACUUACUGGCAUGUGCACAGCUUACUGCCGUCAGCUACCCGCAUGAAGAAACGACUCCUCCCACCCCAACAGCCAUAAACUGCUAACACAGCUCUUCAGGGACAGGUGGGGCCACGGCAACUCCUCCCUCAGCCAUGAUGGGGUAUGAACAGAGCCCAGUCUUAGCUCAGGUUUUGACCACAGCUGCUCUAUUGUGUGCAAUGGCCAUGCCGUGUCCAAAAGUCAGCAUCUCAUGGUCCUCCUCCCACGUCCCAGUCCUUAUGUCCUUCCCACCCGUCUGCAAUGUACCCUGAGCCUUGGGUGGGUGAUUCAGAUCUCAGCUGGUGCUUAGCAUCCAAGGAGCGCUCACUCCUAGCCCUCUGACCAGUCACGAGUCCCUGCAUUAACUCUCGCCCAAGCUCUUGAGAGAUUUCAUGGCCCUCGAUCUCUGCCAGCAUUUGGUGACGUCCACGUCUGGAUUUUGGCCCUUCCGUCUGGUCUGUAUUACUGGUCUGGUCUGUUAUUACUGGUAUUACCAUAUUAUUUUAAUUUGUGAUUCCCUAAUGAUGUAUGAUGACAAACAUUUGCAAUUUGCCAGCUGUAUGUCUUCAUUAAGAAGUUCCCUGGGCUCUUUGGCCAUUUUUUUUUUUUUUUCGGAGCUGGGGACCGAACCCAGGGCCUUGCGCUUGCUAGGCAAGCGCUCUACCACUGAGCUAAAUCCCCAACCCCUUUGGCCAUUUUUUUAAGGUAGAUUGUUUGUUUUCUUUUUCUUUUUCUUUUUUUUUAGAUUUAUUUAUUUCUUAUAUUUAUAUAUACUGUGCAAACUGUAGCUGUCUUCAGACACACCAGAAGAGGGCAUCAGGUCUCAUUACAGAUGGUUGUGAGCCAUCAUGUGGUUCCUGGGAUUUGAACUCAGGACCUCUGGAAGAGCAGUCAGUGAGGGGUUGGGGAUUUAGCUUAGUGGUAGAGCACUUGCCUAGCAAGCUCAAGGCCCUGGAUUCUUUCCCCAGCUCUGAAAAAAAGGAAAAAAAAAAGGGGGGGGGGGUUGGGGAUUUAGCUCAGUGGUAGAGCGCUUGCCUAGCAAGCGCAAGGCCCUGGGUUCGGUCACCAGCUCCGGAAAAAAAAAAAAAAAAAAAAAAAGAGCAGUCAGUGCUUUAACCACUGAGCACCUCUCCAGCCCGGUUGUUUGUUUUCUUACAUAGAGUUUGAGAGCCCUCUGUAUGUUUUGGUACCAAUCGCUUGUUAACUGUGCCUUUUCUCCAGACUGAGGCCUUCGUCAAGACUGACAUUGUCGUUUUAGAGCAGAAGUAUGCCCUCUCCUUGUGUGUGGUUUUCCUGAAUGAGUCCCAAUGAAGCCCAGGCUAGCCUCAAACCCUCAGGCCUCUUGUUCACCUUUCUGAGCACUGGGAUUCCAAGUCUGAGCCACCACGCCUCAAUGAAAGGUUCUCAUUUUCAGUCAAGCCAGCUUACGGACUGUGCCUUUGGUGUUGGCUCCAAAAGCCUCCUCUGGGGCUGGAGGAGUGGCUCCUGCCCUUGCAGAGUUCGGUUCCCAGCACCCACAUGGUGACUCAUUGCCCACCAUAGCACCAGUUCCAGAGGAUCUGGCCUCUUUUGGCCUCUAUGGGCAUCACAUACAUAUGUGUGCACACAUGUGACAUACAUGUAGGCCAAACACCCACACACAUAAAAUUUCUAAACAUCACCUCUGUAUUCGGGGUCACCUAGGUUUUCUUCUAGUUUUUAGUGUUUGACUCUAUAUAACCCAUUGUGUGGGUUUUACUUCCCUCCCUCCCUCCCUCCCUCCCUCCCUCCCUUCCUUCCUUCCUUCCUUUUUCUUUCUCUCUGUUCUCAGUGCCAGGAAGCACACUGCUGACCGCAGGUGCGCGUCUCUUCGCGGCCGUCUCCCGUGCCCCACUGUUCUCAGAAUUCUAUUGCAAGGACCACGCUGUCUGACUGCUGUGGCUUUCCUGCAGAUUCUGAUCAGCGAGAGCCACCUGUUUCUUUUGGGUUGAGUGCAGUUGGUUUUCUGAGUAUUUUGCCCAGCGUGAAGCUGAAAGUCAUCUCUUGGCGUCCAGAGAACACACAAUUUCGUGGAAACGGCAGCACUGGAUGCGCACACCGUCAUUUCAGGGGACCGGAAGUUCAGCGGACCGGAAAUAUAGGCCUUAACUAGCGCACCGGCUGGCUUUACCUCAGCUCAACAACAGACCAGGCCAUUGAGGACGAGGGGAAAUCACUUGAGAAAAUUCCCCCACCGCGUUGGCCCAUAGGCAAGUCUCUGAGGCAUUUUCUUAAGUGAUGAUUUUGGGGGAAGGAGCCAGCUCACUGGGCCAGGUGCUGCCCCUGGGCUGGUGGUCCUGGGUUCUGUAAGAAAGCAAGCUGAGUAAGCCGUGAAAGCCAGCCACUCCCCCAUGGCCUCUGCAUCAGCUCCAGCCUCAGUUUCUGCCCUGACUCCCCUUGCUGAUGAACUAUAACUGUAAGCUGAAUAAAUCCUUUCUUUCCCAAGUA
Messenger RNA from Rattus norvegicus (Norway rat), 6522 nucleotides. Lineage: Eukaryota; Metazoa; Chordata; Mammalia; Rodentia; Muridae. The record is from RefSeq and is a predicted model, not a curated record.